AAACACUGGACAAGCAAGCUGCUUCCGCAACCAGUUUGUGUUGAGGAUGUCGCAGGUCUCUCAAUGACCGCUCAGCGCUCAAAGUCAUGAGUUCUUGGAGACCACAGGGUCAUCGUUACCACCAUAAACAAUCAAUCCACCGUGGUCGAUUCCGAGGUAAGUGGCCGGCCGAGGUGAGGCGGCUUACCAUGGCCGGUAAAGGGGUUGAGGGGGUUCCCUCUCGUGCCCCAAUCCGCCGAGGUUGGAGAAGCUCGGCAAUGGGCGGCUUUCGUGGGCAGGGACGAUCUUGUCCACCACUACUGUGCCCCUCUGCCCAGGAUGCCGGCAAACGUCAAGCUCUCAGAGAGAAGAGCAAGCCGUGUCUCGGGCACUCCUGCUUAUUGAGCGCCGCCUCUCCAAUUCUGCCAGCUAACACACAGUCACCAUGCGCCCUGUGUCUACAACAUGGAAGCAGCUCCGCCUGCAGAGGCGACACUUCUCUUCGUCGCCUCGCAGGCUGGACAACUAUGCCUUCAUCGGCUUGGGCCAGAUGGGAUUCCAAAUGGCUAAGAACCUCCAAGCCAAACUUCCCCCAGGUGACCGUCUGAAGAUAUUCGACAUCAACCGUGAGGCCGCCCAGAGGCUUGCCGGGGAAAUGGCAGCCUCGCAGGCCGGGGGAGCAUCUGUUGCGCUGGCCGACAGCGCAGCAGAUGCCUCCAUGGAAGCUGAUGUCACCAUCACAGCACUGCCCGAGCCCAGUCACGUCAAGGCCGUGUAUGCCUCCAUCCUGGAGGCGAACCCAAGCCCACGGCCUAGCCCGCGCCUCUUCAUAGACUGCUCCACCAUUGACCCGUCAUCGUCACAAGAGGUAGCCCGGAAGGUCGCAGAGGCAUUCCCCGGCGGGAAAGCACACUUUGUCGACGCGCCGAUGUCGGGAGGGAUCGUCGGGGCAGCCGGAGGCACGCUGACGUUCAUGCUCGGGGCGCCGGCGGAAGUCGUGCCCAGGGUAGAGCCGGUCCUGCGGCGGAUGGGCAAGAACGUGCUCCACUGCGGCAAGCAGGGGACGGGCCUGUCGGCCAAGCUGGCCAACAACUACCUGCUGGCCAUCAACAACAUCGCGACGGCCGAGGCGAUGAACCUGGGCAUGCGCUGGGGGCUUGACCCGAAGGUGCUGGCGGGCGUGAUCAACGUCAGCACGGGCCGGUGCUGGCCCAGCGAGGUCAACAACCCCGUCAAGGGCGUCGUGGACAAGGCCCCCGCGGGCAGGGACUACGCCGGCGGGUUCGGCAUCUCGCUGAUGCGCAAGGACCUGAGGCUCGCCAUGGUCGCGGCGGACGAGGCCGGGGCGAGGCUCGAGCUGGCCGGGCCGGCGAGGGAGCUUUAUGAGGCGGCCGAGAAGGACGAGGCUUGCAAGGGCCGGGACUUUAGUGUUGUCUAUAGAUGGCUCGGCGGGAAGGAGUCGUAAGACGAGCGCGUGCUCCAAAAUAAAAGACCAUUUUCCAUGA
Diaporthe batatas is the source of this 1484-nucleotide messenger RNA. RefSeq lists its product as uncharacterized. The coding region runs from base 425 to 1444 and encodes 339 amino acids. Lineage: Eukaryota; Fungi; Ascomycota; Sordariomycetes; Diaporthales; Diaporthaceae. Gene Ontology annotation, molecular function: 3-hydroxyisobutyrate dehydrogenase activity; NADP binding; NAD binding. The record is from RefSeq and is a predicted model, not a curated record. Gene Ontology annotation, cellular component: mitochondrion. The transcript has 3 exons. Gene Ontology annotation, biological process: L-valine catabolic process.